Molecule: messenger RNA, 1814 nt
Organism: Nycticebus coucang (slow loris)
Lineage: Eukaryota; Metazoa; Chordata; Mammalia; Primates; Lorisidae
Gene: HEXD
Product: hexosaminidase D
Exons: 13
Coding region: 173-1633 (486 amino acids)
Biological process (GO): carbohydrate metabolic process
Molecular function (GO): hexosaminidase activity
Source: RefSeq, a predicted model, not a curated record
CCUGCCACAUGUGCCCUGUCGGACCCACACCCGUCGCUUCCCUGGAGUCCCAAGUGCAGCGCCUGGACCCACUGACGUGUGGCCCGCCGCAGAGCCCCUUUGCCUCAUCCGCGCAGGAAGAAGCACCUAUACAAGUAAUUUUGCUGUAGAAAUUCACAAAAAAAAUAUUGAAAUGUCAGAUUCCACACCAUUUGCGAUAAGACUGGUUCAUCUGGACCUUAAAGGAGCACCACCGAAGGUCUCGUACCUCUCAAAGGUCUUUCCUCUGUUCCGUGCACUAGGUGCUAACGGCCUCCUCGUGGAGUAUGAAGACAUGUUUCCCUAUGAGGGCCCCCUGAGGCUGCUGCGAGCCAAGCAUGCCUACAGCCCCUCUGAAAUCAAAGAGAUUCUGCAGCUGGCUAGGAUGAAUGAGCUGGAGGUGGUUCCCUUGGUUCAGACAUUUGGACACAUGGAGUUUGUGCUGAAGCACUUGGCCUUCGCCCACCUCCGGGAAGUGGCGCCCUUCCCCAAUACCCUGAACCCCCAUGAGGCGGAGUCUCUGGCCCUGGUAGGAGCCAUGAUCGACCAGGUCCUGGAGCAGCACCCGGAAACCCAGCGUCUCCACAUCGGGUGUGACGAGGUCUAUUACCUAGGAGAAGGGGAGGCCUCAAGGCAGUGGUUACGGCAGGAGCAGAACAGCAAAGUGAAGCUGUGUUUGUCGCACAUAAGGGCAGUGGCCAGCCAUGUACGGACCUGGCACCCCCGUAUAACACCCCUGGUGUGGGAUGACAUGCUGCGGGACAUGCCCCAGGACCAGCUCACAGCAUCGGGGGUGCCAGAGCUGGUGGAGCCAGUGCUCUGGGACUACGCGGCCGACCUGGACGUGCAUGGCAAGGUGGUCCUCAUGCACAAGUACCAGGAGUGUGGCUUCCGGGGGCUGUGGGCUGCCAGUGCCUACAAGGGUGCCACGGGGCCCAGCCAGGCCCUGCCCCCAGUCGAGCAUCACCUCAGGAACCACGAGCGCUGGCUGCAGGUGGCAGGCUGCGGACCAGCAGGCUUGCUGCAGGGCAUCAUCCUGACUGGCUGGCAGAGGCACGACCACUUCUCCGUGUUGUGUGAGCUGCUCCCGGUGGGGGUCCCGUCGCUGGCGGCCUGUCUGCAGCUGCUCCUCCACGGAGGAUUCUCUGAAGAUGUCAAAUCAAGAGUGGAGAACAUACUUGGGGUUUCAAGUGUGGAAAUAGCCAGCCCUGUAAGCGAGGGGGCCGGCUCCUUCCCUGGCAGUGACAUCCUCGGCCUUGUCACGCACUUUAGUCUGCAUUUGCGCAGCUCUGUGGAUGCACUGCUGGAGAGGAACAGGUACGUGACUGGCUGGUUUGGCCCCUACCAUCGCAGGCGGAAGCUCAUCCACCCUGUCAUGGUCCAGCACAUCCAGCCUGAGGCUCUUAGCCUCCUGGCCCGGUGGAGCCCCCUCGUGCAGGAACUAGAGGCUGCCCUGCACCAGGCCUUCUACCCAGACGCUAUUGAGGAGUGGCUGGAGGAGAACGUGCUCCCGAGUAUGCAGCGGCUUCAGGUGCUGCUGCAGGACCUCAGCGAGGCGGCUGCUAACACUAACCCACCUGCCAGCCCCGGCUGGGACACCUGUCAGAACCCCUGAGGGGAGUGGUACGUGGGUGGGCAUCUGUGCAAGAUCCAGCAGCCCCCAUGGUGCAGAAAUCAUUGGAAAAAAGAAAGUAUCAAAGGGAAAAGCAUGUGGGACCUGCUCUAUGAUCUGCAUGUAGAACUUUAUUUUUUAGAAAUAAAAAGCAGUGUGGAGGCCAGAGGUCGCUCUAAUGAGA